Messenger RNA from Brienomyrus brachyistius, 1718 nucleotides. It is a transcript of the gene tmem50a, whose product is annotated as transmembrane protein 50A. Gene Ontology annotation, biological process: late endosome to vacuole transport via multivesicular body sorting pathway; protein targeting to vacuole. The transcript has 7 exons. The record is from RefSeq and is a predicted model, not a curated record. Bases 168 to 650 code for a protein of 160 amino acids. Lineage: Eukaryota; Metazoa; Chordata; Actinopteri; Osteoglossiformes; Mormyridae.
GCAGCCGGGAUGCUUCUGACAGUGAGCUAGUACGUUAUUGUCACGUGUCGCGGGGCGUGAAAAAGGCGCAUACGCAUGCGCAGACACGCCGACGCCGAGACUCUCUGGACGUAUACAUCGCAAACUUAAGCUACGAAAAGGCCCCGACCUGUGUUUUCUUCAGCAGAAUGUCCGGAUUUCUGGAUAGUAUCCGCUGUGGCGACUGCGAGUGCUCCGUGGACUGGGCGGAGAAGAGGAACACCGUCGCAUCUAUAGCGGCCGGCAUCCUGUUUUUCACUGGCUGGUGGAUCAUUAUCGAUGCAGCAGUGAUGUAUCCCAGCAAUACCUUAUUCAACCACACGUAUCACGUCUGUGGAGUAAUUGCUACAGUGGCUUUCCUCAUGAUCAAUGCGGUAUCCAAUGGCCAGGUGCGAGGGGAUAGCUACAGCGAGGGCUGCAUGGGGCAGACAGGUGCCCGUAUUUGGCUCUUCAUAGGCUUCAUGUUGGCCUUUGGUUCCCUUAUCGCCUCCAUGUGGAUCCUGUUCGGUGUCUUCGUCGUGCACCAUAAGGAUGCUGUGUACCCAGGCAUUGCUAUUUUCUUCCAGAACGCUUUCAUUUUCUUUGGGGGUCUGGUGUUCAAGUUUGGUCGCACCGAAGACUUGUGGCAGUGACCUGCUGUCUGUCAUCUAGUGGGAUGUUCCACUGAUGCCUGUGUGUACAUAAAGCUUCAGCAUCUCUCCUUUUCUCAUCCUCCACCUUUUCCUGCCCCCCCACCACCGCUCCAAACGUGCAGCCUCCAUAAGAUUCCCUCCGUAAGCUCUUGGUUGAGAAACUUCUGGGUUCAGAAGUUGUCUUAUACCCCAGAGUAACCGUGUGACUGUUUAUAGAGAGAUGUCCAGCUGUACAGUCUUUUUUUCUGGAAGAGUAAACUGCCAUUUCCCAGGGGAGUCUCUCUGUAAGGCCUGUCUGUGUGCCACAAUGUUCAAAAUAAUGUCUCUGAGACAGCUGUCUCAAUCAGAACUUUUUUAAGCAAUAAUUUAAAAUUCAGUGCUGUGACGGUGUUUUUGACUUGAAGUCUCCCACCGUUUGAUUUAAUGUAUAAAUUUACAGUCCAGGCGGGUGGAGCUGCUUCUCCGCCCAUGCUGAGGUACUCGAAAGCGCUCUUUUUGAAGUUCUCAUUCUCUGAGAUGUUUUCACUUGACAUUGCUGGCUGUCUGUUCCUUUCAUCAGUGAAACUCCUUCAUCUACUGUACAGCAGCAGGUGGAAUAGUCUGCGCGUUCUGAGCUCUGAUGUCAUGAAGUUUGGGGUGGUCCUUUGCCCUCUUCGAGCAAGCCAACGUCUUUCUGCCUUUUUUCCAUGUUCUCUCUAGUUGGUGUCUUUUAUUAGGUACACGUGCUGCAUGCUGGAUGCUGAGUUUAGUUCCCUUUGGGGUCUUUAAAAACUGACAUGACCUUUUGUUAUACUGACCUUUGUCGGCAUCCAGCACACAGCAUGUGUUCAGUCUGUGGGAGGCGGUGGUUUGGUGACAAGGUGCUUAAUGCUGAAUACUCUCAGUAAGCAGCAGUAAGGGCUGCUUCUCAUCCUCAUAAUCAACCUUAAUGUUUUUUUUAUACCUAUACACUGCUACCCCCAAUGUAAACUUUCUACAUACUUGGGUCUUUUCCUUCUGUGUCACCGUACUGUUUUUUUAGAAUGCAAAAGCUGUAUAACAGAUUAAAACAUGCAACCUUCGUGUUGA